Molecule: messenger RNA, 2465 nt
Organism: Pongo pygmaeus (Bornean orangutan)
Lineage: Eukaryota; Metazoa; Chordata; Mammalia; Primates; Hominidae
Exons: 3
Coding region: 1-585 (194 amino acids)
Source: RefSeq, a predicted model, not a curated record
AUGAGGCGCGCGGCGGGGCCGGGAGGGUCAGCACAUUGUGAGUCGGCAAGGGGACGCGGAACAGCCAGGCGGCGCGCGGCCACCGGGCGCGGAAUCCGCUGUCGCCACCGCUCCGCCGCCGCAGCCCGGCGAGUGGCGGGGCGCGGGGAGGAGGGGGCUGAGCCGGGUGGGGGAGCGCGGGGCGCGGCGGCGGCACCAGGCGGUUCGACUGGAGCCCUGCGUCAGCCGGCGGCACGCGCACACCUGCCCGCCGCCGCUCCCGGCCGCGUCAUUGGCUGCCGGCGCCGAGCGCGCGAGAUUGAACCUUCCAUUCAUUCCAGGGCCGAGCGGGCGCGCGCGGCCGCAGUGGAGCUUUACCGCGGGCGCCCCCGAACCCCCGAAGCGCGUCCCCGCGCAGGCCGUGGGCGCGCACGGCCGCUGCCGCUGUUUGUUCUGGUGAAGGCUGCGAGUGCCUGGGCCUGUGACUCCCGGCUCUCCGCGCGCAGCGUCAGUCUGGGAGGGAAGCUCACAUGGCGGUCCCUAGGAUGCCCUGGACAUCAUUCCGAACAGCACAACUCAAGGGUGGCUGAAACAACAAAAAUGUAACGUCUUACAGAUCUGAAGGCUUCCGGGUCGAUUCUGGACUGUGAUGAGAAUCUGUGCCAUGCCUCUCUCCUGGCUUCUGGUAGACUCGGGCAUUCCUUAGCUUGUAAAUGGCUGCUGCUUGUGUCAUCACAUUGUCUUCCCUUUCUACUUAUCUGUCCCCAUGCCCCAAUUUUUCCUUUUCAGGACACCAGUCAGAUUAGGACCCACCCUAAUGAUCUCAUCUUAACUUGAUUAACUACAAGGACCCUAUUUUUAAGUAAGUCCACAUUUACAGAGACUGGGGGGUAGGACUUCAACAUCUUUUUGGAGGGAUGCGGUUCAGCCCAUAACAAGAAUCAUUGUUAGAAAUGAUUUUGCUUCUUUACUGAAAAAUUAAUAUCAUUCUGCACAGAACUGACUUGCUGCACAUGGCACAUAUUUUUUGCAUUUAUCGUAGUAAAAGAAAUCAGUCACAAAAGCUUGUUUUAGACUGCUACAUACCUAUCACAAAUACAAAUUAUUUCCAACAUUAAAAGUUAAUAAAGCAAGCACUGUCGCCCAAAUUAUAUGGUAUCUAUUGAGCACUCCCUUAUGUACAGAAGAGGAAAAUGAAAAAUGAACAGGAAGUUUAACAUUCAUAAAAACUGUUGGCUGGGCGCGGUGGCUCACUCCUGUAAUCCCAGCACUUUGGGAGACCGAGGUGGGUGGAUCACCUGAUAUCAGGAGUUCGAUACCAGCUGGCCAAUAUGGUGACACCCCGUCUCUACUGAAAAUACAAAAAUUAGCCGGGCGUGGUGGCGGGCGCCUGUAGUCCCAGCUAUCCGGGGGCUGAGGCGGGAAAAUCGCUUGAACCCGGGAGGCGGAGAUUGCAAUGAGCCGAGAUUGCGCCACUGCAUUCCAGCCUGGGCGACAGAGCAAGACUCCAUCUCAAAAAAAUAAUAAUUCACAAAAAUUGUGACAAACUUGUGUUUGCCUAUUGAACUGGCAAAAAUCCUAACGUUUGACAACACACUGUGUUAAAAUACAGCUUUAAAGUUUUAAAAUAAUUUUUUAGUGAGGCUAUAGGUAAACCCAUACUGCGAUACAUUCCUGGUGGGAGUACCAAGGGGGCACAACAUUUAGAGAGGGAGAUUUGGUGAAAUCUCUCAAAAUUUAAAAUAUACUCUAUGACUUAGCAAUCCCUUUCCUGGGAAAUUAUCCAAGAGAUAUAAAUGCAUCUUAUACAGCAAAUGAUGUGUAUACCUGGAUUGAUUUUUAUGAUAGCAAAAGAAUGGAAAUAACCUACGUGUCCACCUACAAGGGCUGAAUAAAUAAACAAUGGUACACUGAGAUGUAAAAUCCUUCUGUGUAUUUAUAUGGGAAGAGCUCCACAAUACAUUGUUAAGUACAGGAAGCUGCAUGCCAAACAUCACAUAUGCUGCCUUUUGUGUAAGAAAGGAAGGGGAUAAUGAGAAUAUAUGUUAUACUUAUUUAUAUACUUAUAAUUAUAUAAUACGUUUAUAUACAGAAACACUCAGAAGGAUAUAUAAGAAACUAAACGAUUGCGGGCAGAUAGGGAGAUCAGAAUGGAUGGAAAUAGGUGUGGGAGCAGGAUUUAAUGUAUAUUUGUUAUAUAGUUUUGAUUUUUCAGCCAUGUGAAUGUGCAACUUAUUUUUUAAAAUUCAGUAAGAACAAUAAGGUUAUGAAAAACUGUUGAUGCUACUUCUAUGAAAAAUGCCUUUAGAAACCUGUAUUUUGAAAACUCAAAUGCUAAAAAAGAUAACCUCAAAAAAAUGGAUAGAUGAAGCAAAUGUGGCAAAAUCUUGAUAACUGUUAUCUGGGUAAUGGAUAUGUGGCAUUGUACUAGUCUCUAGUUUUAUCUGUUUGCACAUUUUCACAUUUUAAAUGUUCUCUCAAUCAUC